AUGUCCGACGGCUUCACAGUCUGGGAAUCGAGCCCACUGGAAGAGUCCACCGAUGACGCUCAGUCGCCCGGGCUGGCCACCCAGAAGUGGCCACGGCUACAGGGGUCUGUCCAGGGAGGCCUGCGGUUCCGAGAUUGCCAUGGCAGGUCUGCCACGACCUUGACGGCGAGUGCUGCCGCUCGCGCCGCUUCCUCCGCCUCUUCCACGCCUCCCCCCCGCCAUGGCCCGCGAUCCGACAUGGCUGCCAGCAUCAUAGGCAGCGAGCCACCAUCCCAGACAUCUACGCCGAAGCCCGUACAACCACGUCCGGGUGCUCGUCGUAACAAUCGGACAUCCCUCUACCACCCGCCCGCUUCUGCGCAAGGCAACGGCGCACCGGAAGUCUACUGGUCCGAGGGUGCGACGCCAUCUGGCUACAGCCGCGGUGAUGAAGGUGAAAGCUACACGUUUUAUCGGGAACCAACACCAGAGCCUCAAGAGAAACGACGAACGGGUGUUGGCAUCGACACGCCCAGCGACGAUGAGGCAGGCUUCGGUCGCUGGGCAGGGAAGGCGAGGUUGAACCGGCGAAUGUGUGGGUUGAGGGCAUGGGUUUUUUGGGGCAUCGUCGCCUUGGCGCUCAUCGUCUUGAUCGGCGUGGGCGUAGGCGUUGGUGUAGGCGUGGGCAUGUCGUCGGGCGGAACCAGUGUUGCUGCUGCGUCCGAGGCUGAACCUUCGAGCUCUUUGUCUGCAUCACCGACGACGUCCGCGUCAACGGAAUUGGGAACAAUGACGAUAGAGAGCUCGCCAUCGGCAAGCACGGCGCCCGCGACGCCGGACUCAACAACAGCGUCAGUAUCGAGUGAUGCGGCGUUUCCUACGGCUACAAGCCCCGGUUCCCUCAUAUGCCCCGAGUCCAAUUAUACCCUCUACGGCGUCCCAGGCUCCAGCAUACGUUUUCUACGGCUUUGUGGCGUCGAUUACCCAUCACAGCAGGGCGCCGUAGAUAUUCGCACUCUGUGGACAGAGAGCAUGGCUGAAUGCAUGCGGAACUGCGCCGGCACCCCAGGAUGCACCGGCAGCGGCUGGGGGCCCGCCGAAGGGGCCUGUUGGUUGAAGAAAGACUUGACAACAGGGGGUCGUAGUGACCAAGCUGACUGGGAGUUUGCACUGCUACAAUAA
Molecule: messenger RNA, 1161 nt
Organism: Verticillium alfalfae VaMs.102
Lineage: Eukaryota; Fungi; Ascomycota; Sordariomycetes; Glomerellales; Plectosphaerellaceae
Exons: 3
Coding region: 1-1161 (386 amino acids)
Source: RefSeq, a predicted model, not a curated record